AUGGUGCGGCUGCCGAACCCCUCGUCGCUGCCAAAGUCGCACAAGGAUCGGAAUCGGAAAGACAAGGACAAGGACCCCAUCUCAACGCACGACGGACGGGGCGACGGGCCGCUGGGUGUUUCUGAUUUUCCACCGAGGAACCAGGAGCAGUGCGCGUCGAUCGCUGUGAACGAGACUGAAAACUUCAACCCAGGAAUGGCGAUGUCUUGGACAAGAGGGUUAAAGCAUGGUGUUAUUCUGAGAAAUGCUGCUCAAUUGGUAGAGAGUAGAAGCCUUGCAAUUGCAAGCAAGGCAAAGAAGGGUGGAAAGGGUGGAGCGGCUGAUGCUGCCAAAACUCCUGCUCUCAGCCAAGAGCUCAAGAGUACAACAGUGUUUGGGGCAAACAUCCUCAAGGAGGGUUCUGAUCCGAAAAUCCAACCAGAUUCUGAGUAUCCUGACUGGCUGUGGCACUUGCUUGACAAGCGUCCUGUACUAAGUGAGCUGCGGAGGAAAGAUCCCAAGACACUCCCUUAUGAAGACCUGAAGCGUUUUGUCAAGUUGGACAACCGAUCUAGGAUCAAGGAAAAGAAUGCCCUCACUGCUAAGAACUGA
This is a messenger RNA of Miscanthus lutarioriparius, 591 nucleotides long. The record is from the annotation of a GenBank genome assembly. Lineage: Eukaryota; Viridiplantae; Streptophyta; Magnoliopsida; Poales; Poaceae.